CAUUAACUUGCAACCACGCACAAACACGUUUCCCGCACCACAAUCGCCUCCACUGCUGCCAGAAACUACGCGUAUCAGCGAUUCUCGUGAGCCCUGAACCGCAUCAGCCCGCCGAGUGUUGGCUUGACCAGAACAAUUGCAAGCCCGACCCCAGUCGCCACCACACUGCCGAUAACGCGCGACCGCACGCCUUCCAUUCCGCACGAGCGACCACGACCAGAUAUCUUCGCACGCGACGACCACCAUAUCAUCGGGAAGCAAGAGUAGUAAAUCACACACGGUUAUCCUCCGCUCCGCCCCCGGAGUGCAGAUCCGUGCUUCGCCCGCACCUUUAAACAAGCCGUGCACGCGCAAGUGUACAGCGAGGUGCCACGAAGCUCCAAGGAUCUGUCACCCAAGGCCACGCCUCUGCAGCCUAUGAGCAGCCUCCUGUGGCAAGCCUUCUACGACGACUCGAUCGAUGCCUUCGAAAGGUGUCUCGAGGCCGCGGCGCAAAAUGCCCGAUCGGUACAUGUGUCACGCGGUGGGCCAUCGCAUGGAAGUUCUGCCACCAUAGGCAGCCCAGAUUAUGCUUCAUCGCCGAGCACGUUGGCGAGAAGUCGGAAAUCACACACACCCAGAACACCUGCUGUUGGCGCAGUUGUCCUCAGCAAAGCUGAUAUCAAUGGACGGGACAACCAGGGCAUGACAUUGCUGCAUCACGUUGCUUCCUGCACAACGGAGAAUGCGGUGGCAUUCGCAACUGCCUUGAUCGAUCACCCGCUUAUCGAUCUGUAUGUUCAGGAUCUGGAGAAUGGAUGGACAGCUCUGCAUCGUGCCUUCUACUUCGGCAAUGUCACCAUUGCUCGCUUGAUUCUCGAACGCGAUAGCGGCAACAUCUUUGCCUCGAAGCAGGUCAAUCAGCUGCUGAAAGUGAAGGAUAGAGAGGGUCUUGGCCCCCUUGAUUUGUAUGCUGCUACAAUCAAAGACCGGACGUUGCGACCUGAGGCGACCGGACGUCGUCGUUCUGCUUCGGAUGCAAGUGAGGAAGACAUACCAGGUCCGGAUGGAGAGGACGAGUCCACCUCCUCAAGGAUCCAAUCUACAGAGAUCGGCGGCGAUCAAUUGUUCUCGUUCGGCUCCGGAAGCAAUAACAACCUGGGUCUGGGAGACCAAGAUGAUCGAGCAUUUCCCGAACGUGUUACUCUGCGCCGACCGGAGCACCUUUUACGGCGCUUCUACUCCGAGUAUUUGAAGCAGCAUGACCUGAAAUGGGCAAUGCAUGACCCGACAUAUCAACGCGAGGCGAUCGAUAUUCGUGGCAUGUGGAUCGAAGACAUGCCAUGGGUAAUUCGAUCCCGCCCUCUGGUUAUUCAAGACGUCUUCAUGUCGAAGCUGCACAGCGCAGUUUUGACGAGUGAUCCGAUCUCCAACCUGUACAUGUGCGGCCAUGGGCAGGGUGGCCGCCUAGGCACUGGAGAUGAACGUACGCGCUUCACCUACGUUUGCGUCGAGGGCGGGGCCUUGACGGGCAAACAUGUCGCCACUGUUGCUCUUGGACUCAAUCAUUCUCUUGCUUUGGACGAGGCGGGAGAGAUCUAUUCGUGGGGCAACAAUGCCUACGGACAGCUCGGCUUUAGCCUGCCGAAGACCUCUGGAGACGAAGAUCCCAUCUCUACGGUCCCACGCCAGAUUUUUGGGUCGCUGAAAAGGGAAACAGUACAGGGCAUUGCUGCUUCACGCUUCCAUUCUGUUGCCCACACUUCCACUUCACUGUUCACAUUCGGCAAAAAUGAAGGUCAGCUUGGCAUCGUGGAUUCCGAUGCACGCUCUUUGGAAUUCCAGACAACGCCUCGAAAGGUCGCGGCAUCGCUCUUUUCUUCGCCCAUAUCAGCAGUCGCGGCGAUCGAUCGAGCAACAGUGUGUCUCCUGGACAACCAUGAUGUUUGGGUGUUUGCAAAUUAUGGCUACGCGAAGAUCCAGUUUCCAUUGGAUGGGUUCACGAACUACUUUCUGAAGCAGAGUUUCCUGGUGACCACGUAUGACACUGCACCCAACAGAGUCAUCAAGAUCACUGCCGAAGGAGAUACCAUUUGCGCUCUCAGCAGCCGAGGAGAGAUCUUCACUGUGUCCAUCAGUCAGCGAGCUGAUGAUAGAUCGAGUGUUUCUACCACUAAUCCUGCGAAGAUCCGAAGCGCAAUCAGCCAACCCCAGCGUAUCUGGUCUCCGAAGAAGAGCAAUAUGGCUGCGAGAGAUGUCGGCCUCGAUGCAGAUGGCUCUGUCAUCCUCAGCACAGAUGAGGGUAGUGUAUGGAAACGCACUCGACGCGCGAAGAUUAAGGAUUCCACGGUCACCGCCGCUUCAGAGUAUCGCCCGAAAGACUACAAGUUCUCCCGGAUUCCUGGUCUCACUCGCGUUUUGGCGGUUCGCGCCUCCGGAAGCGGUGCAUAUUCUGCGCUUCGGUACGAUUGUGACGUGCUUCGAAAACAGAUUGUGAUUGAGGAUCCGUCGUUGUGGAAACACGUAUUCCCUCUCAUGUCAUUUGGAGACUUCGGUGACAACGACAGGCGAAGUGAUGACGAUGAUACACGUCCACGAUUCUGGCAAGGCCCCAAGAAACACGACCGCCUCGCCGCUGUCAAAAAGGCUAUCCUUGGUAGUGCCGACAUUGACGCUGAUCUCCGAGCGUACUUCGCAAAUGCUUCGGCCACUUCGGAUCACAGUUUUAACGCAUGCAUAGCAACAACAACCUCAGAUGUCCAGAUUCCAGUACAUCGGUUUAUGCUCACUGCGCGGAGUCGAGUGUUAAGACGAGGCUUUCGGGACUUGUGUGAAGCAAGUACCUUCACUAUCCCCGAUCUGUGUCAGUCCGAAAUAAACGAACACGGACAACUAGUACUCACUUUCCAAGGUGUAGACCUGCUCACUAUCGUGGAUCUGGCAAUGUAUCUGUACACCGACGAUGUAGUCCCGUUCUGGAAUUUCACAAAGGCGGCACCAAAAAUGGCUUAUUCUUAUAAAGAGGUUCGUGCCGAGCUGAUGAAGAUUUCACAUAAGUUAGAGAUGCGAGCUUUGGAGCCUGCGGUGCGCCAGAUGGUUUCCCCGCAUCCGUGCCUCAAUAUGGAUCUGGAGCUUGCCUACGCUGAUCCGGCUUUCUUCUAUGAUGCAGAUAUUGUCGUUGAACUAGAAGAUGACGAGGAGAUCAAGCUGCACAGCGCGCUGGUUUGCGCGCGGUGUCCAUUCUUCGAGGGAUUGUUCAUGGGACGGUCCCGCGGGGCUUGGAUUGCUGGGCGAGCUGACGGCGACCAUGUCAAAGUCGAUCUCAAGCAUGUCAGCGCGAAGACCUUUGCCAUGGUAUUGAGACACAUAUAUUGCGAGGCUGGAGUGGAGCUCUUUGACGACAUUGUCAGCACAGAUACCGACGAUUUCCUCGAUACGGUAACUGAUGUCCUCAGUUGUGCCAACGAGUUGAUGUUGGACCGGCUCAGUCAGGUUGCGCAGUCCGUAGCUGGACAAUAUGUCAACGUGCGAAACGUUUGUGGGCUUCUGAACGCCAUGGCACCUAGUGCUGUCCGCGAAUUUCUGGAUGCUGGUUUGGAAUACUUGUGCCUUAAUCUGGAAGCCAUGCUGCAAGGUCACUACCUCAACGAGCUCGAUCCUGAUCUAUUGGAAGAGCUGGACGAAGUCGUAAGAGCCAAUCAACUUGCUUGCAUGCCCUUCGCCAAAAGUGGUCGAGCUGAGCAGCUGCUUCACGAUCGUCAUCCUGCACUGGCAGAAGCAAUUGAUCGGAAUAGGCGCAGGAAAAUUGAUGCUGUAGCACUACGAGCGAAGUUCAACGACGUGCUUAGCCCUGGGGUUUUUAACGAUGCUUCCAGCAACUCUCCAGCGCAUCACAGGGCUAGACGACGGUCAUCUCAGGUCGCGAAACCCGAGUCAGUGCGUGAAGUGCCUUCGCUCAAAGCGAAGGCAUCCACCAAGGACAUGAUGUUUGACAUGGACGAGGACCAAGACCAAGCAUCGGCACGCCUAUCCCCCGUCAUCAGACCAAUGAUGAGUCCUCGAGGCCUUGAUGCCACAUUUCAGAACACGCCCCCCGAUGAAACGUGGUUCGACUCUCGCGGCAAAGCAGUACCUUCACCUAAACUUGCACCGCACUCUACUACUCCUGGCGCCAUUACUCCGAGGACACCCAAAUCACCACUGCUUGGUGCCAAUGCAGGCAAACCAUGGUCGCUCGCAGCCUUGUCCAGCAAGGUGGACAUGAAAGAUAUCCUACAGCAGACGUCAACUUCGGAUCGUACCUCCAAUCUCACCCAAGGCCUUGCUUCCGCAGCCAGUCCGCCGCAGAACGUGCCAGCACCUUUCAGCCUACCAGCGCCAAAGAUGAGUCAGAAGGAGCGAAAGCGCAUGCAACAAGCGCAGCUCCAAGGAGCGGUGUCGGUCUCGCCGGCGAACCAAGCCCAAGGGGAACCAGCUAAGCCAUUUUCGUGGCAGACAAUAUCCUCACAAAAGCGACCCACGCUGAAGAAUGUCAUGGAGAGUGAGACAUCGACUCCAAGCGGGUCACCCAAUUCACGUUCGAACAGCACACCGCAGAUGACCAUGAGGCAGACAGUGGCCAAUCCCAAGCAUGCCAAGCAAGCCAUCGGACCGCGUGUAGUACAGCAGAGGAGCGUGUCAGACAGUAAGCAAGUGUCACUGGUCAGCGGACCGCAGGGGACCAAUCAAGGCAAAGUGCAGACUCUGCCAGUAUCGCAGCCAUCGAGCAGUAGACCUAUACCCCAAUCGAUUCGUCACCAGCCUAUGGUGGAGGUGGAUCUGGGCUUGAGCAUGUCGGAAAUAGUUGCUCAACAGCAGAUCGAAAAGGAGAUCAUCCGGGAAGCUGUGGCAAAGCGAGACUUGCAAGAUAUCCAAGCAGAGCAGGAGUUCCAGGAGUGGUGGGACAAAGAGAGUGCUCGCGUACAACAAGCGGCGCAACAGGACAGCGCGGGACCAGCGAAGGGUUCUCGUAGAGGACGAGGGCGAGGCGGUGCACGCGGAAGGGGCAAGAAGCCUGGGGGUGAAGGCAACGCAAAAGGCACUACCCAAGCAACCAAGGUCGAUGGCAAAAAGUAGUGGUGUCUCAAAUGGCCCUCUGCAGUACCAUUGUGCCCGAGGCCACGCUCACGCGCAGAGAAGGUCCUAUCUUCCUGGAGAAAGGCGUCGGCCCCGGCACUAUGUUCCGAUGUAUAGCUUAGACAUGGCAUGCGGCGUGAGAGAUAAAAUGGCGAUGCUUCUUCAUAUGCAAGGUCUACAGAAUAGACUUGAUAGAUAACACGGUAACACAAGGCUCACGCCGAGUUUAUCCGACAA
Messenger RNA from Cercospora beticola, 5331 nucleotides. RefSeq lists its product as uncharacterized. Gene Ontology annotation, molecular function: protein binding. Lineage: Eukaryota; Fungi; Ascomycota; Dothideomycetes; Mycosphaerellales; Mycosphaerellaceae. The record is from RefSeq and is a predicted model, not a curated record.